Molecule: messenger RNA, 936 nt
Organism: Soboliphyme baturini
Lineage: Eukaryota; Metazoa; Nematoda; Enoplea; Dioctophymatida; Soboliphymatidae
Source: the annotation of a GenBank genome assembly
GAAAAUUGCGCAGCUGGCACGAUCUCUGCGCAGCUAACGAUGGAUACGUCGUCCAUGAUCAAGAAUAAGACUUUCGUUAUGCCUCAACAACAAGAAGAUGAAGUUCACGGGACAUUCUUUGCGUGUAUUUUGUGUAUAUGUUUUCAUUUUAGAAGCCGCUUGACGCUCGAUGAUUUCGAAGUCGGAAAACCCUUGGGUAAAGGCAAGUUUGGAAGCGUGUAUUUAGCGAGAGAGAAGCGGUCGCACUAUAUCGUUGCUUUGAAAGUAUUGUUCAAAUCACAGCUUCGAAAAUCCAGAGUGGAGCAUCAGCUGCGUCGAGAAAUCGAAAUCCAAACUCAUCUUGAGCAUCCAAACAUUCUGAGGAUGUUCACCUAUUUUUGGGAUCAGAAACGAGUGGUUCUCGUUCUGGAAUAUGCAGCCAAAGGCGAACUUUACAAACAGCUGAGACAGUGCGGCCGUUUUUCGGAAAAGCGGUCUGCGACGUAUAUCUAUCAGUUAGCAGACGCGUUGAUCUAUUGCCAUUCCAAGAGUGUGAUCCAUCGUGACAUAAAGCCUGAAAAUCUGUUAGUAGGACUGAAGGGUGAACUGAAGAUAGCUGAUUUUGGAUGGUCAGUUCACAGCGUAAGUGCCAGGCGUAAGACCAUGUGCGGAACGAUCGACUAUUUACCACCUGAGAUGCUUGCGCACCAGUUUUAUACCAACAUGGUGGACCUUUGGUGCGUCGGCGUACUUCUUUAUGAAUUUUUGGUCGGCAAGGCCCCUUUCUAUUCCUCCAAUAACGAGGAGACUUUCAGCAAAAUAUGCAGCGUCCGCUAUAAGUUUCCUUCUUUUGUUUCAUACGGUGCGCGAGAUCUAAUAAGCAAGGUGAGUGACCGCAUUCGAAGUUCUUUGAAAGUGAUAGCCGACAACAUUUACAACCAGACGUUAGGUUCGUAA